AUGACGAUCGCGGAGCAGACAAGCACCCCGAAAAGUUCAUUAAGAACUCGCGUCAAGGAUAGAUGGUUUACCACGUCGGAAGAUCCUAGCCAACCACUUUCUUUAUCUCAAGAGCUCAACAUCUUGCGACAAAUUGAGGACGAUGCUGAGCAAUGCGAACAUUCUGACUGUUCAAAAGCAUCAUGGAAUAUGCAUGUUCAUAUGCCCGUUCUUCGUCAUGCCUUCUCUAUUCACCCAAACAUCCGUGUCGAACCAGCAGUAUCUGCAAAGAUCGCACCGUCCUUCGUCCCAACUGUCGGUGGAAGAGCAGCUGUUAUCGAAAGUAAGAUGAUUGAUUUCACGCUUCUCCUUUGGCUUAAUAGAGAAAGUCCCCAAAAGGCGGUACACAAUACGGUUGAUCUAAAUGCCGACUUGCGGUUAAUGAACGGCAUCGCAAAGACGGUUUGGAGGCGGCCCGUCGGAUCAGUCAACAUCGAGACCAAAACAGCUAUUGUUUGA
This is a messenger RNA of Fusarium poae, 498 nucleotides long. RefSeq lists its product as uncharacterized. Lineage: Eukaryota; Fungi; Ascomycota; Sordariomycetes; Hypocreales; Nectriaceae. The transcript has 2 exons. The coding region runs from base 1 to 498 and encodes 165 amino acids. The record is from RefSeq and is a predicted model, not a curated record.